CUGCGAGUGACGACAUCAGGGUGCGCCGCCCUCGCCGCCAGCGCCGCCAUCGCCAUGAACAGCGUCGGGGAGGCUUGUACGGACAUGAAACGCGAGUACGACCAGUGCUUCAAUCGCUGGUUUGCUGAGAAGUUCCUCAAGGGGGACGGCUCCGGGGAUCCGUGCACCGAACUCUUCAAGCGCUACCAGCAGUGUGUUCAGAAAGCAAUCAAGGAGAAAGAGAUUCCCAUUGAAGGACUGGAGUUCAUGGGCCAUGGCAAAGAGAAGCCUGAAGGCUCUUCUUAAUCUUGACACCUUGCAGCUGUAUCCCUCGCAUCAGGAAACUGAGCACCCUGGAACUGCGUCAACCAGUAUUGUGAGCCCAGCCGUCGGGUUUGCCGCGGGCUCCAGGAGGGCACGGUUUCCUCACUUGUAAGAGACCAGGGAACCACUGGCAUCUGCUGCUUUAAGAGGACUGCUCUGGCAUCUGGCAGAACCUCAUCGUGCUCAAAUGGACGAUUUGUUGGAACUGCAUCCUAGACCCUGGGAACAGCUUUAAAUAUACCUUGUAGGUACAUAGUGGUCAACCAGUCAGGAUGGUGGCGGUGGCCUGACUUCCACGCACUGCACCGGGGUCAUCGGAACCACCUGUUAGGCUUUUCCUCAGGAAGCUGAUGCUCUGACAAGGGCUCCGCGCACAAUGGCUGGAACAAAUGCUUUGGGAGCACAGUCACAGCUCCCUGCCUUAACCAGAGGUGUCAGCCUAAGAGGGGAGACCUUCUGCAAUGUUGCAGCAAUCACCAUUUCAAAGCUCAGCAGAAAUGAAGACGCUUGGAGUUGUCAUGGAAGGAGAAACCUGAAUUGCACAUUUGCUCUUGCCUGAUUUCAGCCUGAAUCCGUUAAUCCAACUGCAGAUCCUACAAAUGCCACAUGCUGCUUCUGGUGAUCUAAGGGGGGAAGGGUAUUUGGCCUUGAUUACCUGCCCUGUGAUUAUGAAGAUGGAAUAAAUUGUAACAUUGA
Molecule: messenger RNA, 999 nt
Organism: Ochotona curzoniae (black-lipped pika)
Lineage: Eukaryota; Metazoa; Chordata; Mammalia; Lagomorpha; Ochotonidae
Gene: TRIAP1
Product: TP53 regulated inhibitor of apoptosis 1
Exons: 2
Coding region: 55-285 (76 amino acids)
Source: RefSeq, a predicted model, not a curated record